AGCAAACAUUGUUAAUUCUCAAAGUUCCAAUCCUUUGAACCACAACUCGACGAUCGGUCUGGGACUUACUCUGUAUACACUCUCUCCAUCUCCUGAACCGCUCAUACAAUGUCAAACGACACGACAAUGACCACGCCUGCGCCUGCGCCGCCCACAUCCUCAACCACAACAACAUCGCCCACCGCCCACGUCGACCCAGCAAUUUUCACGUCCCUACAGGCCAAAAUCGACCAAGAAUCCUCGAUACGCGAUGAGCUCAAAGCCUUUGUGGACACUCUCACCAAGCAAGGCCGCCUGACACAAUCCAUCCUCUCGCGCAUCCACAACACACCGACGUCCGAGCUAGAACGGUCCGUCCUGACCCCGGCCUACGACGCACUGGCGCAGCAAGCCUCGACGGUCAAAGAUCUGGCGCAGUCGGCGUCGAAAUACCCCUUCUACAAAUGGAACAGCCUGUGGCGGAACGACGUACAGAGUGUCAUCGGCAGCAUACAGAUUGCAGAUUGGCUACGGUCGGGACAACUGGUGACGGUUGAACAGGUCGGGCAAAGACUAGGUGUGCCGGUCAACCUCAAAGACGAAGAUCAAUUCCACAUCACGAUCGAAGAUUACCUUCUCGCCCUGACCACCACCAUCGAAGAACUCGCGCGCCUGGCGCCUAAUGCGGUCACCUUGGGAGACUACGCGAGACCGCUGCAAAUCUCCAAGUUCAUCAAAGAUGUCCACGCUGGGUUUCAGCUGUUGAAUCUUAAGAACGACAUCCUCAGACGACGGACGGACGGGAUCAAGUACAGCGUCAAAAAGGUGGAGGAUGUCGUGUACGACCUCAGUCUGAGAGGGUUGAUACCUAAAGAGAAAGCUUGACCUUGAACUGGCACAAUGCCGAGGUCGAGAUUGACACGAGUCGAGAGGAAAAAGGACAAGGUGUGAGUGCCGCAUCGACGCCUACGCUUUUUCUGUAUCAACAUCAAACAAUAUGUUCGAGAGUCAAGCGAUGAGAUAUACGCAUGGACCGCAGAUUCCAGAUGAUACCAGCUGAUUUUGUACGAUACAUAUUCGAGAGUCGAUCGUUGAGAUACACAUGAGUCGAAGAUUCCAGUGGAUAACUGUACCCAGCUGGGUUUGUACGAUAUCUCGGAUCAAAAGGUGUAGGAAAACAAGCUCGCUACGAGAGUAUGAUGAGGAGGACGAAGGACAUGGGGGAAAAAUGCGCUUCGGAACAAAAUCAAACAUGCUCAGCACCACGAUUACGAGUGAUGAUGGGGCUCGUAAUGUGAAAUGAC
Exophiala oligosperma is the source of this 1283-nucleotide messenger RNA. RefSeq lists its product as uncharacterized. Gene Ontology annotation, biological process: RNA metabolic process. Lineage: Eukaryota; Fungi; Ascomycota; Eurotiomycetes; Chaetothyriales; Herpotrichiellaceae. Bases 109 to 864 code for a protein of 251 amino acids. The transcript is spliced from 2 exons. The record is from RefSeq and is a predicted model, not a curated record. Gene Ontology annotation, molecular function: RNA binding; single-stranded DNA binding; sequence-specific DNA binding. Gene Ontology annotation, cellular component: cytoplasm; nucleus.